AUCAUCAAGUCAUCCUUCAGAUUCCACCUCCGUUAAAGUUGCUGCUGACAUCCUAUGCACGAUGGACUCUGCUGCUUCUAGUUCACAAAUAGCACCCUCACUUAACCAAAUGGCUAGUUCACUGCUUGAUUUACUUGAGAAACUCCAAGAGCUUGCCAAAGUGCGAGAAACGCAAGAAAUCGAGGACGUGGAGCGGCUUCCAGAGGUAGAGUGCCCGGAAUCACUGUUUCGUGACCUCGUCCAUCAGCUAUGUCAAGAAGCCCCGGCAGUUGCUCAAGCCAUUGCGGUAGCAAUCCAAGAAAACAUCCCAACUUAUGAAUCGCCAACUCCACGGUCUAACUCAAACUCGUCUCGCCGCUUAUCCUCGAAACGCAAACAGAAACCAGAUCAGGCUUAUCAGCCGAGUCAUCCGAUCCAGCCCGCUUCAAAGAAGCGUCGCAUAACGCAGGAGUCCCAGAUUCUCGAAAAGAAAACCGAGGAUCCCAUUGGAUCCAUGGCCUGUAUUGACACGGAUGGGGUCCAAUUAACAUCGAGACGAAUGAGCAAGCCAGAUGUCUUUCCUUGUGUUUCGACCUCCGGGGCGCUCAUCACAGAUAUGGAGAUCGCUCCUGAAACCGAGGACAGCCAUCCAGAGACGACGCCGAUAUCUCCCGAUGGCGUCAAGGAAGUAUCACCGUAUAUGCCUGACACGGAUUUGACAAAGGGCGCGUCUUUCCUUGAGACGGUUUACCACGUCGUCAACGUCGUCAACCAGCUGAAAAACUAUCCGAGCGGUCUGCCACGUACGGUCCACAUUCAGAUCCUUCAAACCCUUCAGACUUACCAGGAGACAACCAUGGAGUCGAACAAUGACCAGUGGUCAGACGGAAGUAUAUGGAAGCAGGUGCUGGAAGGAGGAUCAGCCGCAAACCGUCGGUAUACCAUCCUCAACAUGCUCGAAUAUAUGGGAGCCUCGAAAUGGUACGACAGCCAGAUUGACCUGGCACAGCGUACAGGUUUAGGUCACAAGGGAGCCGCAACUCAGGUGCUAGAUCGCAUCACCCGUCAUAAGGACUUGCUCAACAGAAAGCUGAUCACCAAUCAACUCUCUAGAGGAAAGAAAUUGCGUACGAAGCUGGUCAAAAAUCUUGGACUGGGGAUCCUGUUCAGUCCAGAUAUAUGGGAUUAUACCAAAAGAAGUAUAGGUCAAAUCGACCUGCUGGUCAAAAAGUUUCAGGUGGAUGCACAACGGAUGACCCUACUUCGAAUUCUUGGUGCGCAGGUGCAACAACUGGUCAGACAUGGCUCCACUGACCCGGAAGCCUUGUACAACUCGCUGAAAGAACAUGAUCUGGUCUCUGAACCAGAAAUUCAGAAGAUCAGAGAGAGCCAAGAGUCAGAGCAUAAUGCGCUACCAGAAGGGGCAUUGGAUACAGCAGUUGACAAUCUGAUCAAUCGGGUUGCCAAUCAAAUUUUCACUAAGCAGAGUCUGGAGGAUGUUGACACGUUCUCAAUUCCUGGAAAUGUAAAAUUACCGGGCGACUUGUUUUUACGGUUCCGCCCUGGGGAAUGGCUCAAUUCUUGGGCUAUCAUGGCAGCGAUGCAGGUAGCAGACCGGCCACCUUUCGUCAAGUUUAGCGAAUGCAUCCCGGUGAACGACAUUGGAAGGCAUGGUCGAAUGCGAUCAAUCAAGAAGCCCUUCCAGAUCUGGGCGAAGAAGAUCGCCGAGCUCCGCAGAGAAGCAGAACAUGGACUGGAAGACUGUCGACCCCUAACAUUCUUCUCUCCUAUCUGUAAAGAGAAUUCACAUUUCACGCUACUCGAAAUCAAUGAUGGCGAGAAAGUAAUCCGACAUUAUGACUCCCUGGCAGCGCCUACUACUAUCAAUGGCACAAAGAAGACGAGCAUUGCCGCUCUAGUUGAGGAUGAGUUUGGUGAUUUAGAGUACCAAUAUAUUGAAGCACCUACACCGCAGCAGAGUGACGAUUGGAGUUGUGGGACUCGAGUGAUCUGGAAUUUCAAGCAGCGAUGUAAUGGGUUUGAUAUCGGAUCGUGGGAUACUGUGCUGGACUCGGAACGCAUGCAGUUGGAUAUUGUAAACGGUCUUAUGGCGUGUAUUGACUCGCACGCUAUACGCAAAUAUAGCCGAAACAGCAAACGUGGGGUCACUAAUGAAUUGCCAAGAUGCAGUGGUGUGGAGGAAUCGUCUCGUGUUCAGAUAUGCUCAGCGAGUGAGGCUUAG
This is a messenger RNA of Talaromyces stipitatus ATCC 10500, 2221 nucleotides long. RefSeq lists its product as uncharacterized. The transcript has 6 exons. Gene Ontology annotation, molecular function: cysteine-type peptidase activity. Bases 62 to 2221 code for a protein of 719 amino acids. Gene Ontology annotation, biological process: proteolysis. The record is from RefSeq and is a predicted model, not a curated record. Lineage: Eukaryota; Fungi; Ascomycota; Eurotiomycetes; Eurotiales; Trichocomaceae.